Molecule: messenger RNA, 483 nt
Organism: Gossypium raimondii (Peruvian cotton)
Lineage: Eukaryota; Viridiplantae; Streptophyta; Magnoliopsida; Malvales; Malvaceae
Exons: 2
Coding region: 1-483 (160 amino acids)
Source: RefSeq, a predicted model, not a curated record
AUGGCACCUUACGAGGCUUUGUAUGGUCGUAGGUUUCGUACACAUUCAUGUUGGACUGAGUUGGGUGAGCGGCGUGUUCUAUGCUCUGAACUAGUUUUUGAUAUCGAGGAUAAAGUUAGACCGAUUCUGGAUUGUUUGAAAGCGGCAUCUGAUAGGAAGAAGUCUUAUGCCGAUCUAAAGCAUCGAGAGAUUGAGUAUUCUGUGGGAGACUUCAUUUUUCUCAAGGUCUCGCCAAGGAAGCAGUUGGAGUUACCUCCAGAAUUGGAUCGAAUUCACGACGUGUUCCACGUCUCUAUGUUGAGGCCCUAUCGCUCUGAUCCCACACAUAUUAUUCCUAUUGAGGAAAUUGAGGUUCAACCAGAUCUGACCUUUAAGGAGGAGCCAGUUCAGAUUUUGGAGCUUGAUGUAAAGGUUCUAAAAAGAGAAUCCAUCCCGUUGGUUAAGGUUCUGUGGCGUAAUCAUAGCCCUGAGGAAGCUACUUAG